AUGGCUGCGGAGGGCUUGUUGAAGUCAGAUCUCCCCCUGAAUUCCCACGAGAAAUUCAGAUGGCGUGAGCAAAGCUGGUGGCAUCAGUGGCCAAAGCAGCUGCCCCAGACGUCGGGACUUCAUCGAGCACAGCUGCAAAAGUCUGCGUACCGUCUUUGCAAGUUGGAGCAGGGCAGGCAUAGCAAAUCUGCGGGGCCGCCGCCACCUGCGUCUGCGAACAUGACUAAGGCGGGUGCGCCGCCUCCACCGCCCCAGGCGCCACAGCAGCAGGCGCAGCUGCAACAACAGCAGCUGGCAGCGCAGCAGCUGCAGCAGCAGCAGCUACAACAAGCUUAUGCCCAGCAGGAGCAGCAGGCCCAGGCUGCCGCGAUCGCGGCCGGGGGUUUGCUUUUCGGCGGCCUAGGUAUGGUGAACCCCAUGAGCAUGAUGGGCGUGCCCAUGGCUGGCUACGGGAUCCCCGGCAUGGACAUGUCCACGAUGAUGGCAAGUGCCGUGCAACAGCAGCAAGCCCAGGCAGCACCUGAGGCAAAGGCCGCAGCGCAGAAAGCGGCCGGCAAUGCACAGACAAAGGCGUCGCAGCCAGGACCUCCGGCGCCCGUGGCACAGGCUGCGCAAGCAGCCGCUGCUGCCGCAAAGGUGCCAGCGGCAGAGGACGAUGGCGAGGCGCCAUGGAAGAGGUCUCGAAGGGCCAGGGCCCGAGACGCGGACAAGGAGAAAGAAAAUGGUCAGGAGCCGCCAAAGGACCUAAAUGGCGACGCUCACGAGCCUAAGGAUGCCGUCAGACAAGCGAAGCCCUCCGAAGACGAAAAAGAGAAGGAGGAUGAGAAAGCGAACAAGGACAGUAGUGACGACGAGAAGGAAGAUGAGAAGAAAAAGGAGGAGGACAAGAAGGCGUCCUCGGACAGCGAUGCCGAAGAUGCCAAGAAGCCGGACAAGGACAGCUCCGACAGCGACAAAGAAAAGGAGGACAAGAAGAGUGAGAAGUCCAAGUCCUCCACCCCGCCGCGGAAGAAGGCAGACCGGGGGCGAUCCAAAAGCAAGAAGCGCAAGCGCAAGUCGUCGUCUGAUAGCUCUGACAGUGAGAAGAAAAAGGCGGCCCAGAAGAAAAAGGAUAGCAGUGACGAUGAGAAGGAGGAGGAGAAGAAGGCGUCCUCCGACAGUGACGCCGAGAAGGAGAAGAAAAAGGACAGUUCCGACAGCGACAAGGAGAAAGACGACAAAAAGAGCGAGAAGUCCCAGUCUCCCUCCCCCGCGAAGAAGUCCGACCGAGACCGAUCUAAGAGCAAGAAGCGCAAGCGCAAGUCCUCCUCAGACAGCUCCGAUGCAAAAGCAAAGCCGGCAGAAGAUGAGCAAGAGGCAGAGGAGGAGAAGAAGGACGAUGCUCCGAAAUCGGAUGAUGAGGAGGAGGCGAAGACCAGUGUAGCUGCUGGAUCCGAGCCGGAAGAGGAGGAGGAGGAGCCCGAGAAGAAGGCCGAGACGGCGGCCGAGCCCGAAGAAGAAGAGAAGAAGGCGGAGGAGGCAGAGGUGGCAGAGGUGGCAGAGGAGGAUCCACCCAUGGAGAAGACGGAUGUGGAGGAGGACGACGAAGAGGAGGUGAAAACGAGCGUGGCUGCAGAGAGCGAGCCCGAGCAGGAAGAGCAGGAGGAGGACUACGACGGUGUCAAGUUCUCUCUGCUUUUCGCUAGCCAGGAGCUGGCCGGAUGCUCCAAAGCCUUCCAGCUGCCGGCGGCUGGAACGGAGGCUGUCACUGCGGGGCGCUAUGUCAAGAACGAUGUAGUGUUUCAGCCGCUGGGCAUCUCCAACAAGCACUUGGCCUUUGAGCUCAUACCUGCGGAGCAGGAGUCAGAGGAGGGCAAGAAGGUGCACCGCCUCGGUCUUCGGGACAUCUCCUCCAACGGGACGGGCCUCGCGCCGCCGGGGGGAAUCCUCAAGAGGCUCGCCAAAGGCGAGCUGGCUCCAGUUGAGGACGGCUCCAUCGUGGUGCUCCCCAUGCGCCUGAGGAGAGGGGAUCCGAACGGAGACUGCAGUCGAGCAUGGUUCUCCGUUCACAUAGGAAAACAGGCGCUGCCCAAGCAGCCGCCCAUCAGACCCGAAAUCCUCGAAUCCGAGGGAACACCCGCUCCUGCCGGUGAGCCUGUCCCCAAAAAGGAGGACGAGGACGCGGAGAGCGAGACAGAGAAAGAGGAGGAGAAGGAUGACGAGGACGAGAACGAAGACAACGAGGAGAAGGUAGAAGCAGAGGAAAAGGAAGACGAGAAGGAGGAGGAUAAGGAGGAAAAAGACGAAGAGGAGAAGGAGGAGGAGGAAGAUAAGGAUAGCGACGAUGAGAACAAGAACAAGGAGGAUGAGAAAGACAAGAAGGGCAGCAGUGACGACGAGAAGGAGGAGGAGAAGAAGGAGGAGGAAGACAGCGACGCUGAGAAAGCGAAGAAGUCAGACAAGGAGAGCUCUGAUGAGAAGGACAACGAAGACAAGAAGAGUGAGAAGUCCAAAUCCAAGUCUGCCUCCCCUCCGCCCAAGAAGGCAGACAGGGGGCGGUCGAAGAGCAAGAAGCACAAGAAGAAAGCUGCGUCCGAUAGUUCUGCAGAGUCUGGCAAAAAGAAAAAGAAGAAGUCGAAAUCUAAAUCGGCGUCGAAAUCUAGAAGUCGCACUCGAAAAAAGAAGCGGGAGAAGUCGAAUAGCUCCGACGAGAAGAGGCGGAAGAAGCGAGAGAAGUCAGACAGCUCCGACGCCUCAAAAAGGAAGAAGAGCCGCAGCAAAAAGAAGAGCCACUCGCGAAGCAAGCGACGGAAAUCCAGGGGCCGGCGCGACCGCCGCCAUAGCCGCAGCAGACGGCGCCGCCGUUCGAGCAGCUAA
This is a messenger RNA of Symbiodinium sp. CCMP2456, 2856 nucleotides long. The record is from the annotation of a GenBank genome assembly. NCBI's taxonomy places the organism in Eukaryota, Dinophyceae, Suessiales, Symbiodiniaceae.